AGUUUUGAUGGUGAUGAUUUUGAUGAUGCCGAAGAAGAUGAAGGACUUGAUGACUUGGACAACGCUGAGGAGGAAGACCAGGAGAAUGUUGCAAUCUUGCCAGCUGGUGAAGGACAACAAGCAAACCAGAAACGGAUCACAACAAAUUACAUGACAAAAUAUGAAAGGGCACGUGUUUUGGGUACCAGAGCAUUACAGAUAGCAAUGUGUGCACCUGUUAUGGUGGAGCUUGAAGGAGAAACUGACCCACUGCUUAUUGCUAUGAAGGAACUAAAAGCCAGGAAGAUCCCUAUAAUCAUCAGACGCUAUCUUCCUGAUGGCAGUUAUGAAGACUGGGGGGUGGAUGAGCUCAUCAUUACCGACUAA
Staurois parvus is the source of this 366-nucleotide messenger RNA. Lineage: Eukaryota; Metazoa; Chordata; Amphibia; Anura; Ranidae. The record is from the annotation of a GenBank genome assembly.